Molecule: messenger RNA, 3280 nt
Organism: Haliotis rubra (blacklip abalone)
Lineage: Eukaryota; Metazoa; Mollusca; Gastropoda; Lepetellida; Haliotidae
Product: tripartite motif-containing protein 2-like
Exons: 6
Coding region: 1139-2122 (327 amino acids)
Biological process (GO): protein polyubiquitination; negative regulation of translation; proteasome-mediated ubiquitin-dependent protein catabolic process
Molecular function (GO): protein binding; ubiquitin protein ligase activity; translation repressor activity
Source: RefSeq, a predicted model, not a curated record
CAGGCCGAAUGCAGCCACAGCCAUGUACGAUACCAGCAGCAUAUACUUUGGCUGGAAGGGAGCGUUUGAUGGACUGGUGAUACAAACACAGGGUACAUCUAAAUUUUGACAAGUUAAUCCGGAUUCUGUGGGGCGAAAGUCACGUAUCACACGUGCGCGGCACGAGCCCAUGAUCCCAUCGCUGCCAGUUGCUGUCCAGUGCAACGUGAUCAAGCUCUGCAUGUGUUGUGGAACGAAAACUCGCGGCGUCACCAACAUCAGCAGACGAUAGCCGCUCGUCUGCGCGGGGUAUGCUGCUUCUUUCAUUCAAUAUUCUGGCAAGUGGGGAAGAUACGCGAGACUUUGCAGCCAAGAGCUGAAUGAUUGUAUUGGAAGUACUGAAAUAUUCACCUUGUUACUGCCGGCUUUCAUCAGGAGACAGAUUUGUCAAUGCGGGCAGACGACAUUUUCAGUGCGGAUCUUGUGCAGUUUCACUGGGAAUAACCCGUGUUUUAUGUAUAGAAAAUAUCGCCCUAUUAGCCAAAUAAUCGUUAGAUUAUGUCUUGUGCAACUGGACAUCAAUAUUGGAUCCUGGUGGGAUUUCUGUUCUAGAAGCUCGAUGCACCGGAUGUGGAACUGAACUCGGCACAGUGCAAGAAGCCGGCGACUGAUACGGUUGUGUGUGUUCCUAACGGGAGACUGAGGGCCACUGGACGCAUCGUCUGGCAUCAGAAUUGGAGUUGACAUUGUCUCUUUACCAGCUCCAGGCAGAUCUCAUUUACAUAGGAUAACAGGACUUGAGCUAGCUCACAAGACACUGUCCAAAUCACAAAAUGUAACUCUCUAACAUCGACUGCUCCGUUGAGGCUCACGCACAACCGGCAAUUCAAGAUAUCGAUCCUAUGGGAGCAUCGUCUGUCUCGUUGGAUACCUAACAGACGAGAAGUUUACCCAUUGAUCGUCUGCUUCGAGUGUUGGCUGAUUCAACUAUCGUCUGCUACCCGUGAUAGAGGGCUCCAUCUUGUUGCCAAAGACCGAAGCAAAGAAGCCCCAGAUGCAUUAAAAACAAUGUGAGGCGCGAUCUUGCAGUGAUUCUACCAGACAUCAGAUAUUGAAAUCCAGCCCCCUCGAUACCCGGUGUUCCGGAGCCCAGAAUGCAAUGUCCUGCGUGAGCCUCAUCAUCGUCAGGGCCAUGUACGUACUCAAGCGUCUCUUCAGGACGGAGCAGGCGAGCACAAAAGCCGAACUGGACCAGAGUAAGCUGGUUCGGAAAGUCGGCAGGAAAGGGAAAGGAAAGGGGAAUUUCAACAUGCCGUGCGGAGUGGCGGUCACCAAGGCUGGCGACAUCGUGGUGGCCGACACAGAGAAUCACCGGAUACAGAUCUUCUCCCCGGAGGGCGUGUUCAAGUAUAAAUUCGGAGUUAAGGGAAGCAAACCAGAACAAAUGAGUUACCCAAUGUGCAUUGCCAUGACGACGGAUGAGUGCAUAGCAUUGACUGACAGUGUUAACGCGUGUGUCAAGGUUUUCUCGGUGACUGGGGUAUUCAAAGAAAAGUUCGGGGGGAACGAUGUGUUCGAGUUUCCCUACGGAAUAGCCAUCAGCCCCGACAACUACAUGAUAGUGACGGAUAUAUGUAAACACUGUGUCGUCGUCCUCUACCCAAGUGGGGGUGUUAGCCAUACGUUCGGUUGCUAUGGCGACCAUGUCAGAGAAUUCGACCAUCCUUAUUUCGUUGCUGUGAACAAAAACAAACAGAUAAUCGUCUCCGAUGCUGGUAACAGCGCAAUUAAAAUCUUCCAUUUCGAAGGGAAACUGCUGCGCACGUUUUCUCUGAACGAGUUCCGGUUACCGGCGGAAGAAACGUUUGUGUCACUUCAAGGCCUAUGCACAGACACCGAUGGAAAUACUAUUGUCAUAUGCAACAGUACAGUGUACAUCCUGACCAAGAAUGGACGGCUAUGGGAGAUAUUCACUCCAAAAGACGGACUUUCGUCACCAAAAUGUGUUACGUUCUCUCCCCUGGGCCGAGUCGUUGUGACCCAGUCAAACUUUGACGACCGGCAUGAAAUGUGCAUUUAUAGGUACAAUGUUGAGGAUUACAAACCUUUGAAUACAUUAGUAUACUAUGCUAUUUCUAUUUAAUGCUUGUUAAAGUAGAGUAGUGUUGCUUAGAGUAGUGGAAUACUAGCUGUGUAUAGACAUUAUACUGAAGAAUGUGCCAUACAAGUUUGUUCUGAUUAUUGUUGACGAUGACUGUGAGGUCAUUGGUUUGUUUCAAAUAGACACGUGGUCGAACCUCGUUGUCUCGGAUGUGUCGAAUCUCCGGCUGUCUUGAACUAAGAGCCUGGUCCCGACAAACUUACAAAUAUUGUUACUAUUUUAUCCCGGAUGUGUCGAAUAUACCGAUUGUCUCGAACUAAGAGCCUGGUCCCGACAAACUUACAAAAAUUGUUACUAAUUUAACCCGGAUGUGUCGAAUAUACCGGUUGUCUCGAACUCUAGAUGUUCGAGACAAGGGAGUUCGACUGUAUUGAAUAUACAUAUUUCUUUUUCAAAAGUAUGGAUGUGUGUUAUGUGAAUACUAUCAUGCCUUUCUAUCAAAGCAUAUACAUAUAUAUGUGUUUGUUAAAUAACUCUACAUGUAGAUACUAAAAUGUUCAACAUAGCAUAUACCAAAUCAUAGCAAAUAGUCGGUAUGGCUUGAAAGAACAUAUUGUCAAUAUCAUUACGUCAUUAUUUCAUUGUCAAACAUGUGUUUGAUUUACCUGCCUGUCAUUAAUCAGACAAGGCUCUCGGAGAGCCGAUGAUGGUGUUUGACCUUGCACAAGCAUUGAUAUGUAAAAGCUGUACAACGUCACAGCUAUCUCAGGCCUUCUUUUUCAUUCGUAGCUAGACAUGUGAUAUGUCUCCUGUCAAAUAUGUUUGAAAGGUGGAGUGGUGAUAUUGCUUAACUGUUUUCUCAACCAUUUUAAUCAUAUAUUCACAUUGACACCCCGUGUUCACUGGAGUGGCAUGUCGAUACGUAGCGGAUUUCACAGCUCGAAUGAUCAGUCUUGCAGACAUUAGGACUUAGAAAUACAACUUUAUCACCAACAAUGUCGAUCAAAGGACAGACGGUUUAUGGGUGAUGAAACUGAUUUUAUGAGAGCUUCACUGGCAUCGGUCUUGAGUAUAAAACGUCAAUGCAAAGGUAAUGCUUAGCCAUAACUUACAUUGACUUUACUGUAAAGGGCAAAAUAACUGUGAAAAUGGUAUGAAUGGACCACUGAAAAUGAAUAAUGACACCGGGUGUUCACGAAA